GAAGGAACUGCAUCCUAGUACAACAGACAUGCUUUGGUCUGGGACUCGACCUGCGCCGGCGCCUCGGUUAUGAUGGCUCGAUAUGCACCAGCAGCACCGGUCGGGCGGCGGACUUGCACCAUGCCAGUGGCGGGCUUUAGGAUAUCCCCUUCUCUUGGAGCAGACACUAUCACGUCACUGCAGACACAUAGUUACAAUGUCGUUCCUUUUUAUUUUUUGUUUAUUCUAUUCUAUCUUUCCCUGGUUUACCGCCAUCUUUACCGCCACUGAGUUGACGAAGGCUGGGAGGUCGCAAACUCAAUCACCUUUGAUGUUGUACAACGUCGGUUGCUUCAUCACGCACGUACGGUGCAGAAGUCGGUGACGACAGCUGCUGAUGAGUAUCUGCUUCUGGGCCAUGAAUGACCCGCCGGACUUCCGGUUCUGAACCAUAGGCUAUCCUGGACGGCAUUUCUUUACUCGAAUCUUGGAAUCCCGGUCGCAUGUGAACAUGGAACAUGACCUGAAUCAAGUGGA
This is a messenger RNA of Aspergillus neoniger CBS 115656, 516 nucleotides long. RefSeq lists its product as uncharacterized. The record is from RefSeq and is a predicted model, not a curated record. The transcript has a single exon. Bases 83 to 364 code for a protein of 93 amino acids. NCBI's taxonomy places the organism in Eukaryota, Fungi, Ascomycota, Eurotiomycetes, Eurotiales, Aspergillaceae.